Molecule: messenger RNA, 2965 nt
Organism: Telopea speciosissima
Lineage: Eukaryota; Viridiplantae; Streptophyta; Magnoliopsida; Proteales; Proteaceae
Exons: 4
Coding region: 126-2921 (931 amino acids)
Source: RefSeq, a predicted model, not a curated record
GCAUCACAAGAUCCAGUAAUGGCGGUGGAGUUGAGUUGAGGUCUUUGCUUGAUUUGUUGCAGACGGAUUAUACUCUGUUUUUCUUUCUUUUCAAGAUCAGCUUCCUCUGCUUGCAACUUGUUCAAAUGGGUUUAGUUCGGACACCCAGUAUGAGAAGUGGGGACUACUUGGAAGGGAUGAUCAAUGAUUAUAUGGGUGGAAAACCCAAAACGAAAGUUCACAGAAGUGGCACUGCCCGUCUUGUCACUCUCCUCACCUGUCUUCAAUUUGCAUUUGCAGUCUAUGCCACCUUUCUUCUAUACUACAUGGGCCCUGCUAUAGAUUUAAGAUCAAAACCAGAUUUCUCCUGGGCUACCCGGAUCGCCAAACAAUGGAAACAGUUCAUCAUCCCACCUCACAUCGUUGGACACUACCAACAAGCUUCUUCCCUCAUUGCAGCUGAACUUCCUCCAAUAUCACCAUCUGAGGUCUGCGAGCAUGAAAAGAUCGAUUUCUUGCAGAAGAAAUCAAAUGAUAUCCAGAUGAUCAAGCUAAAGAGAGAGCUCUAUGAUGAGGUGGUGGAAUUCCAACGCAAGUCAUUUGGGACUGAGACCCUUUCAGAGCUUAUGACAAUGAGCUCAAAGUGGGAUUUACGGGGCCCAAAUAAACCAAGAAUCACUGUGAUUUUAAACCAUUUCAAAAGAAAAACACUCUGCUCUCAGAUUGAUUUACUACUUCAACAGACCCUUCCCUUCCACAAUGUCUGGGUGCUGUCAUUUGGAAGCCCGAAUGAGCUCUCCCUAAAGAGGAUUGUCGAUAGUUAUAAUGAUUCAAGGAUUAGCUUCAUUAGUUCAAGCUACGAUUUCAAGUAUUAUGGAAGAUUCCAAAUGGCACUGCAAACAGAAGCUGAUCUUGUAUACAUCCUUGACGAUGACAUGAUACCUGGUAAGAAGAUGCUACAGAUACUAUCCCAUGUGGCAGGGACGGAGAAGUAUAAAAACUCAGUGUUGGGCAGUAUAGGGAGAAUCCUGCCUUUCAGGCAGAAGGAUUAUACAUUUCCAAGCUAUAGAAAGUUUCGAUCAAAGGAAGCAGGACUAUAUUUGCCCGACCCUGCUUAUGAUAUCACAGUUGACAAGAUUGUGCAAGUGGAUUUUCUCUCUAGCUCAUGGUUUUUAUCAGCCGAGUUGGUUAAGACACUUUUCACUGAGACACCCUUCACCUUCAUGACCGGUGAAGAUCUGCAUCUAAGCUAUCAGCUUCAAAAAUACAGAAACGCAGGAUCUUUUGUGCUUCCUGUGGACUCAAACGAUAAGGAUACCUGGGGAGACAGUGAACACAGGCUUGCUUAUGUGUCUGAGACCACAGUAAUAUUCAAGGAUAUUGUUCAAGUCCGUGAUGAUCAAUGGUGGCAAGCCCUCUCUACAGGUUAUCUGACUCAAUGGGCUGUAAUGUAUCCUCAAAAAAUAGAUGCGCUCUUCUAUGCCCACUCACUGGAAGAAGUGAAAGCACUUGCACCUCUGGUUGAAAAAUUCAGGUCUACUGUUGGGAAGAAGGCUUACAUUGCUGUAUCCGGAGGCAGUUAUUGCCCUUGUGAAGAAGCUGCAGCUGCUCUGAACUGGCCCAAAUCAGUUUGCAGAGAGAGGAGAUUCAAGAUUUUUGAUUUGGGAAUUGGAGCUGUUUCAGGUUCUUCGGAUUCAGAAGUACCCGUCCUGCAAGCCGUGUACUCAAGCAUGAAAGGGUUGAUUACAAUACACAACCCUAGUGUGUUGAUCACCGUAUCUGAUAUUGAUACAAAUGUGAAAAAAGCUCUGAAAAUGGCCUCAGAGACUAAUCCAAACUGUUCGACACUGAUACUUCUACCAAGGUCAUCUGUACCCAAGGUUCUCUGGAUGGCUGAUCUACGACAAACAGCAUUACCAAACUGGAACCGGAUGAGGAUCUCAGUGAAUCUCAUAACCCAAAACCGCGCUACUUCUCUUAGGAGGCUUCUCAAAUCUUUGAGUGAUGCUUACUACUGUGGGGAUGAUAUCUCUAUUAGCUUUAACAUGGACAGUAAGGUGGAUGAAGAGACUGUGAAGCUUGUGAACACAUUCCAAUGGCCCCAUGGUACCAAAACCCUCAGAAGAAGAAUCAUUCAAGGAGGGCUUAUUAGAGCUGUCAGUGAGAGCUGGUACCCAUCAUCCGAUGAUGACUUUGGUCUUCUACUUGAAGAUGAUAUUGAGGUCUCUCCAUACUACUAUCUGUGGAUCAAAUAUGCCCUAUUAGCUUAUCACUAUGAUCCACAAGUCUCCCUCCCCGAGCUCUCCUCCAUCUCUCUCUACACGCCAAGAUUGGUUGAAGUAGUGAAAGAGAGGCCUAAAUGGAAUGCAACUGAGUUUUUCAAGCGUAUCCAUCCAAACACUCCUUACCUCCAUCAGUUACCUUGCAGUUGGGGAGCAGUUUUCUUCCCCAAACAAUGGAGAGAAUUCUAUGUUUACAUGAACAUGAGGUUCACAGAAAAUGCUAAGCAAAACCCAGUUCAAAUUCCUAAAUCUAGAACUAAUGGGUGGCAAGCUUCAUGGAAGAAGUUCCUGAUCGAUAUGAUGUACCUCAGAGGGUAUGUUAGUCUCUAUCCAAACUUCCCCAAUCAGGCAAGUUUUUCAACCAACCAUAUGGAACCUGGGGCACACAUUAGUGCCAAGGACAAUGUUGUUAGGCAUGACAAGACAGAUUUUGAAGUUCCACUGUUAAAGGAUGACUUCCGGGGGUUCUUGCCUGGGGGGAAGUUGCCUCCUGCAUCAAAGUUGCCAUCACUGAAUCUAUUCAACCAAGCAGUUUCCCUAAGGGGGUUGAAGGCAGCCGGAGCGAAGUUGGGGCAGGAUGUGAUUGGAUGCAACAACAUUACAGAGCUUGUCAGUGUUGAUCAUGUAACUGGUCUGCCAAGCCACUGUGCAAAAUUCUGAUUUUUUAAUUGUUGUUAUAAGUUAUCAUUCUUUGUUUUUUUAAC